Molecule: messenger RNA, 394 nt
Organism: Rhipicephalus sanguineus (brown dog tick)
Lineage: Eukaryota; Metazoa; Arthropoda; Arachnida; Ixodida; Ixodidae
Exons: 3
Coding region: 17-331 (104 amino acids)
Source: RefSeq, a predicted model, not a curated record
UGUCCUGCCAGGCAUCAUGAACACCUUCACGCUUGUCGUCGCUAGCCUCCUGGUGGCCGGAGCCCACUGCGGCGCCGUCUACACCUACGGCGUUCCAGCCGCCUAUUCGGUGUUGCACCAGCCCGUGGUGUACCAGACCGCGGUCAGGGCUCCCGUGGUGGCGCACCACAAGGAGCUGGUGCACGUGCCGCACCACGAGUACGGUUACACCGUCGAGCAGAGCAAGCUCUGUCCAGCCAAAGUCCACCGUCGUCCACCACGACCCACUCACCGGCUUGCCCUACCAGCAGACCGACUACCACCACGCCCCGGUCGUCACUGGUUCCCGUAGCUCCGUCCACCACAGCCGACCGGGCUACCUCGCCGAGCGCACCAAGACCUACGUCUACUGAAC